CUUACUAGACAAUGUAGCUGAAUAGCUCAAGCAAACACAACAUAUCAUUCUCGACACCGGAUCAAAAACUCCUUCCAGCUAUAACCAGGAAUAUUCAAUGUAGAAAUUAAUAAUGGAUCUAUAGUAAAUGCCUUCCGUCGAAACCAGCGAUAGCCCAUACUUUGUCCAAGAGUUUUAUGGAAUUCAUCUAAAGCAGUCAGGCCAUAAAAUCAUGGAGAGGAAUGGUGUGCCGUCACCCCGUGUGGUCACAAUGGUUUAAAUCUUACUAUUUAAUGAGAUCUGGCAACUUUACGAGAGAAAAUAUGGAGGACACCUUUAUGAAUGUAUGAAAAUGGCCAGGAAGUCUGUUUUAUCUUGUCACACAAAAACAUUCGAUGAGAUAUGGAGAACAUUAACAGGUAGAUAAAGGAUGGGACAAACUGUCUCCACGGCAACCAGCAACAAAUCUGACGACAACAGCUGCAUUGUAACACUCUAUAACAAAAACAAUUGAACUGUAUAGGAACCUAUAUAAGGUUCCGCGAACAUUUACAUGAUUUGUUUUACCUUAAAAUAGAACUUAGCGGGAACUUCAUAGAAUAAUAGGUCUCUGGCACAAGAUAUCUUCAUCAUAAUGAACCAGUGUUGUGAUUGGCUAGUUUUAUGGCGUUGGGAUCUAACAGAAAACUCAUGGAGAGAAUGCCAUAUAAAUAAUCUGCAAUGUGAUGUGACUGCAGAGUGAAACUGUGAUAGAGGAACUCGAUACGUUACAACCAUGUCGACGACAAAAGUUUCACCAGAUAUACAAAUAACGGAAGUAUCAUCAGAUGAGGAAUCCGAAAAAAUAGACUCUGUGAACCUGAUGGACACUAAAAGCUCUUCUCUUCACUCGGCCAUCAUCUACGGUGACCUUGAAGAGGUCACAGAACUUAUCAAUAAUGGAAGCAGCAUAAAUGAAAAAGUUAAAGGUAAUUUCUCCAUACAAAGUGGAACAAAAAAAUCAAAGGAGAUCAACUACGCUGAAAUGGACUACUAUGGAGAAUACCCAUUGGCAUUUGCCACAUCUUACGCGAACGAGGAGAUCUAUGAUUUCCUGAUAAACCACGGUGCUGAUCCAGAUCUGCCGGAUUCCUAUGGCAACACUGUCCUCCAUGUUGCUGUUGUUGCUGACAAGAUCGAAAUGUUUAAGUUCUGUGUGCGUCAUCCGAAAAAACCAGCAAACACGGUUGCGAAAAACAAUGCCAACUUCACCCCCCUUUCCCUAGCAUGCAAGCUUGGACGCCAUUCCUUGUUCAAAGCCAUGUUGGAAAUGGGCAGUUUGGAGUUCUGGCGGUACAGUAACACCACUUGCUCUGCCUACCCUCUGCUCGCUCUCGACUCCAUCGGUCCCAGUGGCAAUACAAACAUGUAUUCAGCACUCAUCCUCAUAAUAAAUGGCGAGACAGAUGACCAUCUUGAAUUGCUUGAGGGUGGAGUGAUGAGGCAACUCCUCGAUGAGAAAUGGGAGCGUUAUGCCAAAAAAUGGUUCUUCCAGCGUCUUAUAAUGGCAUUUGUUCAUCUUAUUCUGAUUAGUGUAGCAGUUUACACCCGCCCGGCAGAAGGAUUAUUGCUUGUACACGGUGUUAAAGAUAUUGUACGAUUUGUCAGCGAAAUACUUGUGUGCAUAGGUUGUGUUCUCAUUUUGAUCAUCGACAUAGGGGAAGUUGCCUCACAAGGAUUCUGGGCUUUUUUGAAGAAUUCUCGUCACUCGCCAGCACAAACUAUAUUCCUAUUUUCUUGUCUCCUCAUCAUGUUGUGUAUCCCACUCCGCUUUACUGGGUAUGAAACAGCAGAAAGUGUCCUUCUGAUUGUAGCAGUGCCUGGGUCCUGGUUCUACCUGCUGUUCUUCGCCAAGGGUUAUCCUCUCACUGGGCCAAUGAUUGUCAUGACAUACCAGAUGCUUGCCACCGACAUGAUGAAAUUUGGAAGCAUGUACGGGAUUUUCGUCUUGCUUUUCUCGCAAGUGUUUUACUUCCUGUUCCAGGGAACGGAGGGUAUUCCUGCUGCAGAUAAUAUAUGGGAAACAUCUAUGACCCUAUUCCAAAUGACCUUAGGUGAGUUUAAGUAUGAUGAUUUUGAGAAAACCAAGUACCCUGCAUUGACUAAAACUGUGUUUGUGUUUUUCAUGGUCCUUGUGCCAAUCCUUCUCCUCAACAUGCUUAUCGCCAUGAUGGGCAACACUUAUCAGCAGGUCGUUUCCAAAUCUGCCAAAGAAUGGCGACGACAGUGGGCCAAAAUUGUAGUGGUUCUGGAAAAGGGAUUUACAAAAAAGAACCUUCUAAAAUUCCAGAUGGAGUAUUCUGUGAAACUUUCUGGGGAGCCACGUGUUGUUUUCGGCAGUCUUCCUAAGAAAGAUAGUGCUGUAGAACAGAGAGGGUUAGUGGUCAUCAAACAACAAAAUAGAACGGUUGCUCGGAAAAAGAAAGCAGCUAUAUCCUUCUGGAGACGCGCCAACAAGCUCAUUGUUGACCAAAUCAGGCAUCAAAAGAAAAAUGGUCUUACGGGACAGCUCAAUGUGAAGCCGUCUAUCUCACGUCGAGUGUCAAUGCUCUCGGACGAUGACAAUAAAGGCUUCUCAACCAUGCUGGAAAGACUGGCAUGGGAGAAGGACAUAGAUCUCACCAAGGGUAAGGCCUUUAUGACAAAUCCAGAUGAUAUUGAAGGAAUUACUCACACAGCUAAACUGACAGACGACAAAUAGGGCAAUAGUGUAAGAAUAAUGUCUCCAAAACUUCAUCAUAUAAAAUACAUUGUAUGGUUGAAAUGCAUAAAUACGUGUAGUUUUAUAGUUGGAAGUUGUGAGGAUGGAUUAUAAGAUUCCAGUGAAGCCUUUAGUAUGGACAGAAAAUGGUUAGUCAAACUUAUGUAUAAAUUGAUAAUUCUCUGAAACGUACAUCAAAAGAAAAUUAUGAAGCUUUUAUCUCAAACCAGCCUGAGCCUCCUUAAGGCCUGAUACAGGUAUAUAGUAUGACCUGGUCAGAACAUGUUCUUACAGAAUAGUUAUUUGUAUGAUUCUGUAUAAUUAUACUAACACAGUCAAUACCUGUAUGUGUCUGUGUGUACUUAUACAGUAAAUACCUGUAUGUUUCUGUGUAGUUACACAGUAAAUACCUGUUUGUUAAUCUGUGUUACCUUACACUGUAAAUACCUGUAUGU
Molecule: messenger RNA, 3174 nt
Organism: Mizuhopecten yessoensis (Yesso scallop)
Lineage: Eukaryota; Metazoa; Mollusca; Bivalvia; Pectinida; Pectinidae
Product: transient receptor potential cation channel subfamily V member 6-like
Exons: 1
Coding region: 755-2719 (654 amino acids)
Biological process (GO): calcium ion import across plasma membrane
Cellular component (GO): membrane
Molecular function (GO): protein binding; calcium channel activity
Source: RefSeq, a predicted model, not a curated record